AGUGUGACAAAUAUUAUCUGAGAAUUAUAAAUUAUCUAAAAUCAUGUUCAAGGCCUUUUGUAAAAAUUCAUUCAAGCAUAGUUUAAGACUAAUAUUUUAGGAAAAAUCUAUAAUACUAACAUUUGUCAAUUUUCGGAACACCAAAAAAAAAAAAGAAACAAUAAGGCUCAAUUAAAUAUAGAUUACCAAAUUGAUGUUAGUUUUAUCGAAACAAUCAAUCUAAAACAGAGACAAAAUAAUUUUCCUGUUUAUAUAAAGCCCCCAUUUUAUGCCUGAGAAAUUAUUUUCAACUGUAACCAUCAUCAUGAAGUUAUUAUUGCCAAUUAUUGUAUUUUUCACUUACAUAAACUACAGCCAGGCUUGUAAUGGCUAUUCAAUAAAAAUCCUAAAAUACAAAAACUGCGUCGACGACAGCAUUAUCAAACUACCGGACAAAGAUUUCAACAUAGUUUUGGACAAAGAUUGCAAUUUUUACACUACAGGUUGUGUAGAAAUAACCAAAAGCUUUAAAACUGCAAAGGCGAAAUAUUUGGCUAAAAAACCUCCGAUGCCUGAAUUUGAAGGCGAAGUUGACUUGUGCCAACUUUCAGGCAUGUUAAAGGAAAAACCAGCUAUAACUGAAGCUAUGGCUGUGCUGAGUAUACCAACCAAAUGUCCUGUAGAAAAAAUAAAAGUCUGCGGAGGUCCCGAACACAAAUACAACAUAUCAAAGUACAAAAAUUUUAUUGGAAUGGCAGCUGGAACUUCAGAUGUUAAACUGGAAAUCGAGCAUGACGUUGGGAAAAGUUGUGUGGAAAUACAGGCCAGCUUUACUAAAGCUAGAAGAGGCUGAUUGGAUUUUAUAACACAUACUUUUAUUGUAUUCUUGAAUAAAUGGAUAAUUUUUUGUUUUCAAAUAAAGUUUAUUUAAGGUAAUGGGUUGGAGCAAAAUUUUCUGAGUGCCUUUUUUCAUAAAAUCCGGCUCCAAAUUUGGGAAUAAUUAACUGUAUGAAGUUCGAGGAAUCCCG
Molecule: messenger RNA, 1007 nt
Organism: Ceutorhynchus assimilis (cabbage seed weevil)
Lineage: Eukaryota; Metazoa; Arthropoda; Insecta; Coleoptera; Curculionidae
Source: the annotation of a GenBank genome assembly